CCUUGGCGGUGGAAGGUGUGUCUUGACUCGUCUCUGAUUCUCACUCGUGCUGCCACUCCAUCAAUAUCAUUUCAAGGUCACCACAGUUCCACGAUGCUCGGCUACUCUCUGCUGCUGGUGUCGCUGCUGGGGAUAACGCGUGUGGCGGGACAUGACUGGGCGUUGGGUGCCUGCCCAUCUGUCAAGCCCGUUGAUAACCUCGCCGUCGACAAGUUCCUGGGUCUGUGGUACGUCAUCGAGCAGUUCGACACGUCAUCUCUGUGCCUGACUAUGGUUAGGUGGCCUCUCAGUCAAUAUAUAAGGGUCAGGUGGCCUCUCAACCUGGCAGGGAAGGGCGAUUACAUCGUGUUCGACACGGACUACACGCACUACGCCGGCAUCUACGAGUGUCAGGCGGUGACGUCACUCAUGCACAGGAAGAGCGCCUCCAUCCUCUCCAGGGAGCCUACCUUGUCUCCUGACUACGUCGACAGGGUAAAGCGUCGGCUGACGUCAUUCGGCAUCGACUUGCGUCACCUGGACCGCAUCUCGCACGAGGGCUGCCGCAGCAAGGCUGACGCUGACGUCAACCUGCACGUCGACGGCGACACGCUGACUAACGUCAUGUCAGGAGCCAGGGACGGCAUCGAGGACGCUGCUAACACUUUCAUCAACGGCAUCCGUGGUAUAGCAACAACGGUCUCGAAUGUCACACAAAACACCUUCAACAAUUUCCCCGGCAUUACCACCAGCACAUUCGGAAAUACCGUCACUAAUACCCCUAGUACUGGUUUCGGUGGUAGCUCAACCACCACCACGAGCCCUGCAACCACGAAGAGUGUUGAUGUGAACAUCAGAACUGGUAGCACUGUUCCGGAUGAAGAUGUGAACAGCGUUCUUACUGAAGACAAUCUCGAGGAGAACUUCUACUCUGUUGCUAACAGUUCUAUCACGCCAUCGGAGGACGAAAUAUAUCGGGUGGUCAGAACUGAGUAGGCUGGUCGGGUGGUCAGAACUGAGUAGGCUGGUUGGGUGGCCAGAACUGAGUAGGCUGGUCGGGUGGUCAGAACUGAGUAGGUUGGUCGGGUGGUCAGAACUGAGUAGGCUGGUUGGGUGGUCAGAACUGAGUAGGCUGGUCGGGUGGUCAGAACUGAGUAGGUUGGUCGGGUGGUCAGAACUGAGUAGGCUGGUCGGAUGGUCAGAACUGAGUAGGUUAGUCGGGUGGUCAGAACUGAGUAGGCUGGUCGGAUGGUCAGAACUGAGUAGGUUGGUCGGAUGGUCAGAACUGAGUAGUUUACCCCUAUAAUACUGAACGUACAACACGCAUCACUGAAAAAAUUACUUUUACAGAACCAUGGGUAUAAUAAUAUCGGACAGUUAUAGGGAAAAAUUACUUCAGGCAAUGAUCCCUCAUUACGACUUCACGCAAGUGCACUUACGUUCAGCUUGUCCAAAGUUCAAGGUUAGAACAAGAACAAAGCUCUAUAAGGUCAAAACUCGAAUAAAGAUCUAUGUUAGAACUAAGCAUUGUAUCUUAUUAACGGGAUAAUGAUCUAUAUACCAUCGAGGCAUUAGCCAUAUGUCAUAAUUAUUCUUAUUGUUAACGAAGAAAUUCAUAUUUCAACUCUAUUUACCCUUGUUUUAUUCUAGUUGUUUGUAUGUCUACGUAGAUAUUAACUAUCACAUAAAAUACAAGUAGCACGCAAGUAUAUAACGUUUAAAAUAUAACGAAUCUCACCAACAUAUACAAAUAUAUUAACAUGCCUUGUUUUCCUUAAGUAAAUGAGUUAAUUAAUUUUUUAUUAUCAAAAUAUACUCUUUGCUUUUGAAUCUUAUUAUAACUCCAUACUGCACAGAGAAGCGGGAAGGAUCUAGAUCUAGAUGAUCCUGAUAUAGAUGAUCCUGAUCUAGAUGAUCCUGAUCUAGAUGAUCCUGAUCUAGAUGAUCCUGAUCUAGAUGAUCCUGAACAAGAUGAUCCUGAUCUAGACAACUCUUCUAUUUUUUCCAGUAAAUAUGGCCACGUUAA
Messenger RNA from Hyalella azteca, 2005 nucleotides. RefSeq lists its product as uncharacterized. The transcript is spliced from 7 exons. Bases 94 to 975 code for a protein of 293 amino acids. The record is from RefSeq and is a predicted model, not a curated record. Lineage: Eukaryota; Metazoa; Arthropoda; Malacostraca; Amphipoda; Hyalellidae.